AUGGCAUCUAGGUGGAACAUUCAUUACAGCCGUCUCCCUGCCGAUGAAGACGAUGAUUAUGACGGUAGCGGUGGAAGACAAUACGAUCCUAAAUUUGACUAUACGCCAAGAAAAGUCCCACGGAAAUCCAUUGCGCUUGCAAAUUUCCUGCUCUUUCUCGGAUGUUUCCUCUCCUCAUUUCGAUAUUCAUCUACACAGGUCAUAUGGAAGGAGAUCGGCCACAAGCGUACGGCCAGUUACGGCUCCAGAAUCGAAUCACAGGCCGAAAGAAAAUAUGAGAUGAUAGACUUUGUUCUUUUCUAA
This is a messenger RNA of Ilex paraguariensis (yerba mate), 303 nucleotides long. NCBI's taxonomy places the organism in Eukaryota, Viridiplantae, Streptophyta, Magnoliopsida, Aquifoliales, Aquifoliaceae. The record is from the annotation of a GenBank genome assembly.